Messenger RNA from Neurospora tetrasperma FGSC 2508, 1222 nucleotides. Its product is annotated as Deoxyhypusine synthase. The record is from RefSeq and is a predicted model, not a curated record. Gene Ontology annotation, cellular component: cytoplasm. Gene Ontology annotation, molecular function: deoxyhypusine synthase activity. The transcript has 2 exons. NCBI's taxonomy places the organism in Eukaryota, Fungi, Ascomycota, Sordariomycetes, Sordariales, Sordariaceae. Bases 65 to 1126 code for a protein of 353 amino acids. Gene Ontology annotation, biological process: peptidyl-hypusine biosynthetic process.
CGCUCUCGUCCACUCUCAUCUUCCCGACUCAUCCUCACCACAACACACAUCAUAUACAGUAAAAAUGGCGGACAACCAGAUUCCAAGUUCCGUCGCCGAUGCAGUCCUCGUCAAAUCCAUCGAGAUGCCCGAGGGCUCUCAAAAGGUUGAGGAGCUUGACUUCAACAAGUUCAAGGGCCGGCCCAUCACCGUCGACGACCUUUUGCAAGGGAUGAAGCACAUGGGUUUUCAAGCCUCGUCCAUGUGCGAGGCCGUGAGGAUUAUCAACGAGAUGCGCGCCUACCGCGAUCCCACCACCUCCGAAAAGACGACCAUCUUCCUCGGCUACACCUCCAACCUGAUCUCCUCCGGCCUGCGCGGCACUCUGCGCUACCUGGUCCAACACAAGCACGUGUCUGCCAUUGUGACCACAGCCGGCGGCAUCGAAGAGGACUUUAUCAAGUGCUUGGGAGACACGUACAUGUCCUCCUUCUCCGCGCCGGGCGCCGACCUGCGCUCCAAGGGCCUCAACCGCAUCGGCAACCUGGUUGUGCCCAACUCCAAUUACUGCGCCUUUGAGGACUGGGUCGUGCCGAUUCUGGACAAGAUGCUCGAGGAGCAGGAAGCCUCCAGGGGAACCGAAAACGAGAUCAACUGGACGCCCAGCAAGGUGAUCCAUCGGUUGGGCAAGGAGAUUAAUGAUGAGCGCUCCGUCUAUUACUGGGCUUGGAAGAACGAUAUCCCCGUGUUUUGUCCGGCCCUCACCGACGGCAGUCUAGGCGACAUGCUGUAUUUCCAUACGUUCAAGGCCAGCCCCAAGCAGCUGCGGAUCGACAUUGUGGAGGAUAUUCGCAAGAUCAACACCAUUGCGGUGCGGGCCAAGAGGGCGGGCAUGAUCAUUUUGGGAGGAGGCAUUGUCAAGCAUCACAUUGCGAACGCGUGUCUGAUGAGGAACGGGGCGGAGAGCGCCGUGUAUAUCAAUACGGCGCAGGAGUUUGAUGGAUCCGAUGCGGGCGCGAGACCGGAUGAGGCGGUUAGUUGGGGCAAGAUCAAGGUCGGGGCCGAUGCGGUCAAGGUGUAUAUGGAGGCUACGGCGGCGUUUCCGUUUAUUGUGGCAAAUACUUUUGCGAAGGAGGAUGGGCUGUAACAGUCUGGGAAGGAUGAUGUAAGGCGGUGGGGAUGAAGUCACGGGAACCUUAAAAGCGUAGGGAGUUCAAAAGUCAGUGUUGUUGUUUUUUUGUUU